Galleria mellonella (greater wax moth) is the source of this 2443-nucleotide messenger RNA. RefSeq lists its product as uncharacterized. The record is from RefSeq and is a predicted model, not a curated record. Lineage: Eukaryota; Metazoa; Arthropoda; Insecta; Lepidoptera; Pyralidae. The transcript has 7 exons. Bases 315 to 896 code for a protein of 193 amino acids.
GCGCCGCGGGUGCGCGAGCGCAGAAUACCGCACGUCGCCACACUGUUCGCACGGCUGCACUGUAUACCGUAUGCCGGGCCAUCGCGCACACGCAUCGCAACUGAAGUUAUUAAAACCAGUGUUACAUUAAAUAUACUGUACGUGCAAACCCACCCACCGGAUUAAAACUUCCAGAUCAGGUAUUUUAGUGCUUGUGUCUUGUGUGCAUAAUUACAUGGGAACGGGUUUUCUAAUUUUACAUCGCGAAAGUGUUUGAAUCGUGUCUAGUGGUUAUACCGGAGUUUCAAGAAAACACACUAGGUCGGACUUCAAAAAUGGCGCAGUACCAGUCAUUAUGUUUGUUUGUCACUGUUAUAGGUAUCGGACUAUGUCACAGUCAGAGCACAGAACCUGUAGAAACAACUAGAUUAGAAGAGAACACUCUUCCCAGUCUAGGAAGAGAAGUAGAAGACAACAGCCGAUACAAAACUCUAGAAGCGAACGCCACGCUAUUGAAGCUGCUUGUAAACGAUAAACAGGGAGUUAGCAAAACGGAAGUGUUCGAUAUGCUGCACUCUCGUGAUGAUGACCAGGACCAUAUAGAUCUGCCAGUAUUUCCAGAAGACACUGAAAACUCACGAGCAGAAGUUCCUGCGACACCUGAUUCCCAAGUUGAAUUUUUGCAAGCUGAAACUGCGACUGUCCGCAAAGACUCUAUGGCGAGACGGUACUCGGCAGCGCGCGGGGAACCAGUCGGCACAGCGGCGGGCAUCAUGGUAGUGAUCACGUGUAGCAUCGUAUGCCUCGGCUAUACUGGACUAAUCGUUUGGAGGAGGAUAUAUAUGAAAAGAAAUGGACUAAAGCAUGAACUACUAAGAAACGAAGAAAAUAUUGCUGAAACGCGAAUUGAAUUGUGAAAACUUCAUUGCCAGCGGUUAUACUCCAGUAUCGUGGAUAUUCUUACAAAGUGACACGAAUGAUAUAGCUCUUCAUAGUACCUACAGCAGAGUCACGUGAAAUACAUAAACAUUUCUGCAUUGUUUUUUAUAGCAAACAAUGAAAGUGAUAAAAAAUCAUCUCUAAAAUACUUAGUAGUAUAGAGUUUAUAUAAUCUACUAUUAUUGUUGCUGUACUAAAGUUUUAAAUGUACUUUGAAUUGCUUUUAAACGUAUCUUAUUUCGUUUCAUACGCGAUCAACAAAAGACUGAAUUUUAUUAGAUAUUCUAUAUAAAAAAAUGUUCACUAAUAUGAAUCUUGAAGCCUGUUUGAUAUAUUUGUUAAAAAAAAUUAUAGCCGUGUUUAUAAAUUGUGCACUAAACUUAUGCACUAGAAAAUAACUUGCCAUACUUAUAAGAAAGUUCAACAGUUAUUCAUUAGGUUAAUGUUUGAAAACAUUUGUAAUUGUCUAUAAUGUAACUGAUUACAUACUAGUGUUUAUGUUAUAAUACACGUGGAUGUAAAACGUUAAAGCUAGAAACAACGAAAAAACCGUUACAAUCACUUUGCAAUAUGUAUACAUGUUUGUAUUUUAUAUAUAUUUUUAAUAGGUGUUGUGGGUGACCAUGGGCGGCGGUAGUCACUUACCAUCAGUUGAGCCGCAUGAUCGUUUGCCCCCUGUGUUGUAAAAAAAAAAAUAUUUUUUUAAACGAAAAAUAGUUAUCACUUUUCAUUCAACGUUUCGUUAAAAAUAAGAUCAUAUGUUUGCCUUAAAAUAUCUACCUAUCAUGAAACUUGCUUAAAAAUUCACAGAAAACAUUGCGCCAUGGGACUACAAUACUUUAUUAUUAAGAGUAUAUUCAUUUAUCUACGUUACCAAGUGAUUUUCAAUGUUUAAAAUAUUAUAUUUUAAAUAUUACAAAUCACUUGAAGUUAACCUACUAGUCUUAAUAAUUAUAUGAUGGCUAGCGUAAGUAAACUCUGUAAGGACCUAUAACGAUAUUAUUCUUUUAUGGUAUGACAUUAUAUUAGUAAAUAUAACGAUUUUGUUAAUUUAUGGGAUUAGUGUGUUAAAUAAGUAACAGAUAAUGUCAUAUAAAUAAAUGAAUCACAAUUAAAUGUGCCAUAAUAGAUUCCUCUAGGAAAUUAUUACCGUCGCAAUGGCGCUGCGACUCCAAAUAAUGUAAAUAGGUACUGUAUUUUAACUCACACCAUAUAAAAGUAUAAUUAUUAUUAUAACUAUAAUUUUUAAACACUGAUAACAAUACAAAUAAACUUAUUUUUCUAUAGUAUUUACAUCGUUGAUAAUUGGUGGCGCCACUGGACCGGUCAUUGGCCAUUUUAAUGACGAAGUUUAGGAAAUAUCUAAACGAUACUUUAGUUAUAUGUAUUGAUGAUUUGUAUGUAAGUAUAGAAUAUAAUUGGCAUGUUGAAAUGUUAUUUAUUUAUAUUUUAAAGUCGAACAUGUCUGUGAUGUGAUUACAUAAGGAGCCAAUAUUUGGUAAAUAAAAUUGUAAGAAAUUAUCAA